Gaeumannomyces tritici R3-111a-1 is the source of this 5255-nucleotide messenger RNA. RefSeq names its product multidrug resistance-associated protein 2. Gene Ontology annotation, molecular function: ATP binding; ABC-type transporter activity; ATP hydrolysis activity. NCBI's taxonomy places the organism in Eukaryota, Fungi, Ascomycota, Sordariomycetes, Magnaporthales, Magnaporthaceae. The record is from RefSeq and is a predicted model, not a curated record. The transcript is spliced from 2 exons. The coding region runs from base 571 to 5073 and encodes 1500 amino acids. Gene Ontology annotation, biological process: transmembrane transport. Gene Ontology annotation, cellular component: membrane.
UCCCCUCCCGCAAGGCCAAGCAUUUCGCUUCUCGACUCGCCGUCCCGUCUGUGUUUCUAUGGUGGUCUGUGUUGUGUUUCUCUGGCCCAGCUCACUGGUCUCUUCCCAGGCCUUCCCAGGCCUUGGCGCUGGUUAUAACAACAACUCGUUUCUCCCAGCACUGGCAUAGCGAGUACUGAGACUAAUAUACAGCCCCCCUGCCAGCUCAGGUUGGGCCCCCGGCCGGCAUUCCCGCUCGUUUCGGUGCCACAGGCAGAGUUAGCCGAGCAGGCCGGACUUAAACGCUACAAACCCCGGUUCCCGGCUCCCUUGAUUUGUCUUCAUUGUCGUCAUUGUUGGUGCCUCUGCUUCGCUCCCUUUGAUAUAUUUCUCGCUCUUGGCCACCACCUUUUGAACCGCUCUCUUCCACCCCUCAGGAGCGGCCUGCUCAUGUCCUUCUCGGCUGUCGUAGCAGCGCAUAUCCCAACAGCGAAGCCCACCUCUUGGCACCCGACAUCGCUUGUGCCGGCCCGCGCCAAGAAAUAGUAGCGCGCCGGGUCAUCGCGCCUCGAGGCCAACAGACCAACCGUCAUGGCCGCCUCGGCCCUGCCUGAUGCGCACGCGGCCAAAAACGACAACAAUGUGGUGGCAGAGGCCGGCCUGUUCAGCUCCGACGAGAGCCAGGGCCGCCGCAGCAGGUCGUCGUCGUCGUCGUCGUCGUCUGACCGGCCGCCGCCGCCGCCGCCGCGCGAGUCCCUCAACCGCACCAAGAGCUCCGCCACCGAUGCCAGCGCCUACACCACUGCCUCGGCCACGGUCAAUCGCCUGCGUGAGGAAUGGGCCGCCCGCCCCUGGCACCGCAAGCUCAACCCCUUGCGAUGGGGCACCAUCCCGCCCAUCCCCGACGAGCGCGCAGAGUGUCCCGAGUACCGCGCCAACUUCCUGAGCAUGCUCGUCUUCUCGUGGAUGGCCCCGCUCAUGGCCACGGGCUACCACCGCCCGCUGCAGGCCACCGACAUCUGGGCCGUCAACCCGCGCCGCGCCGUCGAGCCCACCACCGACCGCGUCAGGGAAUCCUUCCGCCGCCGGGUCGCCAAAGGCGAGAAGAGGCCGCUCCUCUGGGCACUGAACGAGGCCUACCUCUGGGAGUUCUGGGCCGGCGGUAUGUGCGGCAUGGUUUCCACCCUCUGCCAGGUCAUGUCCCCUUUCAUGCUGCGCUUCCUGAUUGCCUUCGCCACCGACGCAUACCUCGCCGCCCAGCUCAGCCGGCCCCAGCCCAACCUCGGCACUGGCUUUGGCCUCGUCAUAGGCGUCACCGCCCUGCAGGUCCUUCAGAGCCUCUGCAUCAACCAGUUCAUGUACCGCGGCAUGCUUGUCGGCGGGCAGAGCAGGGCCUCGCUCAUCUCAAUGAUCUAUGACAAGUCCAUGGUGAUCUCGGGCAGGGCCAGGGCGGGAGGAGUCGACGACGGAAAGACCGAGGGACCCGCCGACGCAAAGGGCGACUCCAAGUCCAAGUCCAAGAACAAGAACAAGGGCAAGGGUCCAUCUAAAAAGCCCGCCAACGACGCCGCCGGCUGGGCCAACGGGCGCAUCAUGAACCUCAUGAGCGUCGACACGUACCGCAUCGACACGGCCUGUGGCCUGUUCCAUAUCGUGUGGACGGCCCCUGUGUCCCUUGUCAUCACCCUCGUCGUGCUGCUCGUUAACUUGGGCCCCAGCGCCCUCGCCGGCUUCGGCCUGCUCGUCAUCGGCGCGCCGCUGCUCGCGCGUGCCGUCCGCAGCUUGUUUGCCCGCCGCCGCGCCAUCAACCGCAUCACGGACCAGCGCGUCUCGCUGACCCAGGAGAUCAUGCAGUCGGUCCGUUUCGUCAAGUACUUUGGCUGGGAGGAGUCCUUCCUAAAGCGCCUCAACGGCCUCCGCACCAAGGAGGUGUCGUCCAUCCAGAUCCUGUUGGCCCUGCGCAACGGCAUUCUGGCCAUCAGCCUGUCGCUGCCCGUCUUCGCCGCCAUGCUGUCCUUCGUCACGUACUCGCUGUCCGGCAAUACCCUGCGCUCCGACAUCAUCUUCUCUUCCCUGGCUCUGUUCAACGGCUUGCGCAUGCCUCUGAACCUACUGCCCCUUGUCAUCGGCCAGAUCACCGACGGGUGGUCCUCGCUCAAGCGCAUCCAGGAAUUCCUGCUCGCCGAAGAACAGGCCGAGGACGUGGUUCACAAGCCGGAUGGCAAAAAUGCUCUCGAAAUGCAUGGCGCUGGCUUCACGUGGGAGAAGACCUCGUCGUCCGAUGGCCAAGUGAACCAGGCCAAGCCUGCCCGGGGGGUCAAGAGCCAAGCGCAGCCCGCGGAGAGCUCUGAGAAGAGCACCGGUAGCAGCUCGGCUGUGGACAAGGAGCCAUUCAAGCUCCAGAACCUCAACUUCGAGAUUGGCCGGGACGAGCUUGUCGCCGUCAUCGGUACUGUAGGCAGCGGCAAGAGCUCCCUGCUCUCAGCCCUGGCCGGCGACAUGCGCAAGACGGACGGCGAGGUGGUUCUGGGUGCCUCGAGGGCUUUCUGCCCGCAGUAUGCCUGGAUCCAGAACACGACGGUUCGGGACAACAUCACCUUUGGUAAGGACAUGGACGAGGACUGGUACCACGAGGUGAUCAAGGCUUGCGCACUGAAACCUGACCUCGAAAUGCUGCCAAACGGCGAUUUGACCGAAAUUGGUGAGCGUGGCAUCACCAUCUCCGGAGGCCAGAAGCAGCGGCUCAACAUUGCGCGAGCCAUCUACUUUGACGCCGACAUUGUCCUGAUGGAUGACCCCCUGAGCGCCGUCGAUGCCCACGUGGGCCGCCACAUCUUUGACAAUGCCAUCCUCGGUCUCCUCGGAAACAAGUGCCGUAUUCUGGCCACGCACCAGCUCUGGGUCCUCAACCGCUGCGACAGGAUCAUAUGGAUGGACGGCGGCAAGAUCCAGGCCGUCGACACCUUUGACAACCUGAUGAGCGGUCACGCCGGCUUCCGGCAGCUGAUGGAGUCGCAGUCGCUAGAGGGGAAGAAGGACGAGGCCGAAGAGAGCACGCCGGGCGCCUCGGCAGAUGCCGGUGCUGACGAGGCGGAGAAGAAGACCAAGCUGAAGAAGGGCAAGUCUAUGAUGCAAACCGAGGAGCAGGCCGUUUCGAGCGUGCCGUGGUCCGUAUAUGGCGACUUCAUCCGGGCGUCAGGAUCCAUCCUCACCGCGCCCGCGACGCUCGUGCUGCUUCUCGUCUCGCAAGGGGCCAACAUUGUCACCAGCCUGUGGCUUUCAUGGUGGACGGGCGACAAGUACGGGUUCGCCCCGCCCGUGUACAUGGGCGUGUAUGCCGGGCUCGGCGUGGUGCAGGUGGUGCUGACCUUUGGCUUCAUGGUGGCGCUCUCCAUCUUCGGCACGCGCGCGUCCAAGCUGAUGCUGCGCCGCGCCAUGGCCCGCGUCCUGCGCGCGCCCAUGUCCUUCUUCGACACGACUCCGCUGGGCCGCAUCACCAACCGCUUCAGCCGCGACGUCGACGUCAUGGACAACAACCUGUCGGAGAGCAUGCGCAUGUACUUCUUCUCCGUGUCGUCCAUCCUGUCCGUCUUCGCCCUCAUCAUCGCCUUCUUCCACUGGUUCGCCAUCGCCCUCGUCCCGCUCUCGUGCGCCUUCCUGCUCGCCACCGUCUACUACCGCGCCUCGGCCCGCGAGGUGAAGCGUUUCGAGUCCACCCUCCGCUCGUCCCUCUUCGCCCGCUUCGGUGAGGGGCUCAGCGGCGUGGCCUCGAUCCGCGCCUAUGGGCUGCAGAGCCGUUUUGCCCGCGACCUGCGGCGCUCCAUCGACGACAUGAACGGCGCUUACUUUCUGACCUACUCGAACCAGCGCUGGCUGUCGGUCCGGCUCGACGCCGUUGGCGCGUGUCUCGUGUUUGUGACAGGAGUCCUCGUCUUGACGAGCCGCUUCGACGUGCCGCCCAACAUCGGUGGCCUGGUGCUCUCGUACAUCCUGGCCAUCGUGCAGAUGCUCCAGUUCACCAUCCGCCAGCUCGCCGAGGUGGAGAACGGCAUGAACGCCGUCGAGCGCCUGCGCUACUACGGCACCGAGCUCGACGAGGAAGCCCCGCUGCACAUCAAGGGCGCCGAGAUGCGUCCCUCGUGGCCCGAGACGGGCGAGAUCUCGUUCGAAAACGUCGAGAUGCGCUACCGGGCCGGCCUGCCCCUGGUGCUGCGCGGCCUGGACAUGCGCGUGAGAGGCGGCGAGCGCAUCGGCAUCGUUGGCCGCACGGGUGCUGGAAAGAGCUCCAUAAUGAGCACCCUCUUCAGGCUCGUCGAGCUUUCCGGCGGCCGGAUCCUUAUCGACGGCGUUGAUAUCGCCACCAUCGGCCUGGCCGAUCUGCGCUCGCGCCUGGCCAUCAUCCCGCAGGACCCGACGCUGUUCAAGGGCACUGUGCGCAGCAACCUCGAUCCCUUUGACGAGCACUCGGAUCUGGAGCUGUGGGACGCCCUCCGCCAGGCAGACCUUGUGGGGCCUGAUGGCACGGCGCCCAUGGCCAGCACGGUCCCCGCCCAGGAGGGCCAGGCAGAGACGGCAGAAACAACGACCGACAACGACAACAACAACAACAACAACGCCAAAGCAGUCACGUCCCGGAUCCACCUCGACUCGAUCGUGGAGGAGGAGGGGCUCAACUUCUCGCUGGGCCAGCGGCAGCUGAUGGCGCUGGCGCGGGCGCUGGUGCGGGGGUCGCGCAUCAUCGUGUGCGACGAGGCGACGUCGUCGGUCGACAUGGAGACGGACGCCAAGAUCCAGGCCACCAUGGCGGCCGGGUUCCGGGGCCGCACGCUCCUGUGCAUCGCGCACCGGCUGCACACCAUCGUCGGCUACGACCGCAUCUGCGUCAUGGACCAGGGCCGCAUCGCCGAGCUGGACGACCCGCUCGAGCUGUGGCGCCGCGGCGCCGGCGGCAUUUUUCGGGGCAUGUGCGACCGCAGCGGCAUCCGCGAGGAGGACAUAAUCGCCGCGAGGCAGGGGCUGGGGCUGGGGCUGGUCACCGGCGGCGGAAAUGGGACCAAAGACGACGAGGAGGGACGGGAGGAAAAGUCGGGAUGAAGAAAGGAAAGGACUGGUUCAUAACGGCAUCAAAAGUAAAUCUUAAUAAUAUGAUGACUACGCAAAAUCAUAAUCGGGGCAGAUUCGGUAGUAUCUCCGGAUAUCUCUGCACCGGCAGUGGGUCGCUGUCAUUUGUUAUGGUUCGCAUCGUGCCACUUUAGAGUUUGGUUGUUGAGCAAGCC